This is a messenger RNA of Notolabrus celidotus (New Zealand spotty), 2465 nucleotides long. It is a transcript of the gene klhl23, whose product is annotated as kelch-like family member 23. The coding region runs from base 496 to 2184 and encodes 562 amino acids. Lineage: Eukaryota; Metazoa; Chordata; Actinopteri; Labriformes; Labridae. The transcript has 4 exons. The record is from RefSeq and is a predicted model, not a curated record. Gene Ontology annotation, molecular function: protein binding.
CUUGGCCACCCUGGAAUUGGGUUCAAAGUGCCAUGGCAACGACAAGAAUAGGGAGAAAACAUGAAUGGUGAACAGUGGCUCCAUGUUGUGCUGCACUGAAGGCGAUGCUCAUUUAGAUAAGAUUUGUAUUCUGCAAGUGUUGCUGCUUCGCCGGUCGGGUACAUUAAUGGUCUGUCCGUGAAGGCAUCACGAGACAGUGUGUGAAUCUGGAUGGAGGUUAUAUUUAGACCCAGAGAGGGAGAGAAAAAAAUAGCGUUGUUGAGGGUGAUUCCUCUGAAUGGUUGCUUGGUUUUGUCAAGGACCUGCUGCAAGAGCGGAGGAGGAGGGGGGAUGGCCAAUGCGCAGGAAUACCAAAAUAGGUUCGAGCUGCAUGCGACUGUCCUGCUGGAGCUAAAUUAAGGUUGAUGUGUUUUGGAGAGGGGCAUUCAAAGAGAGGACACAGCCGAUCUUCUGUGACCAACACGUGUCAUUCAUGGAAACAAGGUUAAAGAUACAAUGUCACACAGCCAAAGUGAGAUGUACACAUACGACUUCAGCGAUGGAGACCAUGCAGCAGAGCUCCUGGACGCACUCAGGCAUUUCUACAUGAAUGGCCUCUUCACGGACGUUUCUCUGCAAUGUGGAGACUCCGGACAGGUGUUCCAAUGCCACAAAGCUCUGCUGUCAGCCAGGAGCUCCUAUUUUAAAGUCAUGUUCACAGCUGAUAUGAGAGAGAGGUCCAACAGCGUGAUCAAGCUUACUGGGGUGGACUGUGUCGUCCUGGGUGCUCUGGUGAACUAUGUGUACACAGCUCAGGUUGACAUCACUGAAAGCAAUGUGCAGAGCCUGCUGGAGGCUGCAGACCUCCUGCAGUUCCUCUCUGUGAAACAAGCCUGCGAGGGGUUUCUAAUUCGUUUACUUGAUGUGGGGAACUGCCUCGGGAUGCAUGCUUUUGCACAGCUGCAUCUGUGUCCCAGCCUGGAGAGGGAAGCCCGCAGGGUGAUGCUGAGCCGGUUCACAGAGCUCAUUCUGCAGGAAGAGUUCCUUGAGCUGGAUCAUGAGAGGAUUAGAUCAGUGUUGGCGGCUCAGAGCCUCACUGUGCAGAGGGAUGAGGUGCUAAUAGACGCUGUAGCCAAAUGGGUAACUCAUGACUUGGAUAACCGUGUGCACCAUGCUGCAGACUUGCUGUGCUGCAUCCAUCUCCACCUGGAUGAGAUCUACUUCAAGGCUACCUUAGAAGUGCAAAGACCAUGCUUGCUGAAAAGUGAGGGGAAAUUAAAAGCUUUGAUCAAUCAGGCAUUAAGAUCAAAUGGCAAGGAGAUGUCUGCAUGCAGGAAAAUCUCAUCCAGCAUGUACAUAAUUGGUGGAUACUACUGGCACCCUCUUUGUGAAGUCCACAUAUGGGAUCCUAUCAGUAACACCUGGGUGCAAGGAAAAGACAUGCCUGAACAUGGGAUAGAAAGCUACAGCGUCAGUUUAUUGGGAGCAAAUAUCUACGUUACAGGAGGUUACAAGACAAACACUGUGGAGGCUCUGGAAACUGUUUCUAUAUACAACUGUGACUAUGAUGAAUGGACCGAGGGUUGUCCCAUGAUAACAGCUAGAUACUACCAUUGCUCGGUGGCUUUGCACGGCUGUAUUUAUGCAAUUGGAGGCUACCGAGGAGGAGCUCCGGAGCAGGAGACAGAGUUUUACGAUCCUUUGAAAAAGAAAUGGUUCCCUGUGGCCAAAAUGAUCCAAGGUGUUGGAAAUGCCACUGCCUGUGUAAUGGGAGAGAAAAUCUAUGUGACUGGAGGUCAUUAUGGAUACAGAGGAAACUGCACGUAUGAGAAAAUCCAAGUCUACAGGCCAGAUGUGAAUGAGUGGAGUAUUUUUACAGUAAGCCCCCAUCCAGAGUACGGGCUGUGUUCUGUGUCCCUCCACAAUAAGCUGUACUUGGUGGGUGGGCAGACAACUGUUGCAGACUGCUACGAUACAGAGAACGAUGAGUGGAGGCCGAUGUCAGUGAUGAAGGAGAGGAGGAUGGAGUGUGGGGCGGUGGUGAUAAAUGAUUGUAUUUAUGUAACAGGAGGUUAUUCCUAUUCAAAAGGGACUUAUCUGCAGAGUAUUGAGAAAUACGACCCUCAGCUGGACUCCUGGGAGAUUGUGGGGACUCUUCCGGGCCCUGCCAGAUCACAUGGAUGUGUCAGUGUCUUCAGUGUUUAGUUUCUCAUCAGUACUGUUGUCAUUUGUGCCAAACAUCAAAUUAUUAACUGUAAUCUGUGAAGUGUGAGAAUGUCAGCUGCACUGUCAUGCCAUAUUUUGUGAUAGGCCAUGUUUUGCUCUGGAUACUGUGUUAGAGCCACACGUUUACCAAACUGUGAAUAUAAGGAACUAGCUUUUUACUUACAACUCAGGGGCUUUACAGUUAGCAGUUUAUUUAAUAUAUUUUGAUUUUGUUUUAAUAAAUGAAAAUAAAUACCAGAAGGUAAAAGAAGGUAACCAAA